Molecule: messenger RNA, 1086 nt
Organism: Exophiala spinifera
Lineage: Eukaryota; Fungi; Ascomycota; Eurotiomycetes; Chaetothyriales; Herpotrichiellaceae
Exons: 3
Coding region: 1-1086 (361 amino acids)
Source: RefSeq, a predicted model, not a curated record
AUGGAAGACAACAGCCCUCCUCGACCUCGUGAAGAUCGUGGCCCGCGCAUUCCUCCUGCGAAACUCUCGGAUAUCAAGCCCAAUCCCACCAUUGCGAUCUUCUAUAGAACCGGGAAGGGUUCUCCCCUGCAGCUUGUCGACGGCAAUUUCUCUCGCGACGCAGCCAUGAUCUUCUGCGAUCGCAUCCGCCACGACUUCAUGGACGACAACAGCCGCAAAUCGUUCAUUGUCACGGGUAUUGAUCUCACUGGUCUGAAGGAAACCGUAGCUUGGAUCAAUCAGUGCGUCUCGGAGCAGAGCAUUGUCAAGUACAGAGAACUCGAAGCUGACACUCCUGAGCUUCUCUCACGGUACGCCAACGUCAUCAUUGCAGCCACCUACCUGGGCGUUCCUGCUCGUGAUCUUGCCGAAGGCCUCACGAAACGUAUGCAAGGCAUUGCGCGCAAGGUCCUCAUGAGCUGGAAGGAAGUCGAAUGGUUCUACACGUCCCCCGCGCUGAACAACUGCAAGGACUCUCUUCGCGAAGUGGCCGCAGCCAGUGUCUUCUGGGCAUGGUGGAAUUCUGUCCUCAACGAAGAAGAUACCCCAGAAGAACUGGACACCCUCGAAGAAUUGAGAUCUCGCAUUCCCAAGCUCGACGGCGACCUCCAUGACUGGUGCGAGCGCAACGAGGCCGAGGUGAAGAAGAAGUGGGAGGAAAAGAAGAAGGCCAGAAAAGACCCCAACGUCAGCAACGACCCUGAGGAUUUCAAGGGCUGGGAUACUAUUGGCAUCGGAAAGACACCUGCUGGAAGCGGCGAGGGAGGCGGUUUUGACACCGGUGACAUCUUCGAGGACAACCCAGGUUCCGCCGCUCCCGGUGCAUGGGACGUCCCUUCUGCCGGGCCCGAGAAUGGCGAGUUCGGCUUCGACUCUGGUAUCUCUCUGAACAGCAGCGCCAAUAUCAAGAAAGAGAACAUCUUCGACCCCGGCCACGGCCAAGCACAUGAAAACGGCAAUGCCAAGACCGACAACUGGGACGUCGAGAGCACUGGAGGCAGAGAGUGGGCAGACGAAGUCAUUGAGCACCAGGCUUCGACUUGGUGA